Messenger RNA from Zea mays, 1502 nucleotides. Its product is annotated as chalcone synthase. Gene Ontology annotation, biological process: polyketide biosynthetic process. The record is from RefSeq and is marked provisional. Gene Ontology annotation, molecular function: acyltransferase activity, transferring groups other than amino-acyl groups. The coding region runs from base 97 to 1350 and encodes 417 amino acids. The transcript is spliced from 2 exons. Lineage: Eukaryota; Viridiplantae; Streptophyta; Magnoliopsida; Poales; Poaceae.
AUCUUCAACCUCUAGCUGAUUGAUCUCUGGUAUUUACCACUCUUUCCUUCCUUCCUUCCUUCAAUUCUAAAUACCACAAAUCAAAGUUGCUUUGCGAUGGUGAGCAGCAGCAUGGACACGACGAGUGACAAGCGUGCGUCAUCCAUGCUGGCCCCUAACCCUGGCAAGGCCACGAUCCUCGCCCUUGGCCACGCCUUCCCGCAGCAGCUUGUCAUGCAGGACUACGUCGUCGACGGCUUCAUGAAGAACACCAACUGUGACGACCCGGAGCUCAAGGAGAAGCUCACCAGACUCUGCAAGACGACGACCGUGAGGACUCGGUACGUGGUGAUGUCGGAUGAGAUCCUCAAGAACUACCCGGAGCUGGCCCAGGAGGGGCUGCCGACGAUGAACCAGCGUCUGGACAUCUCGAACGCGGCGGUGACGCAGAUGGCGACGGAGGCGUCCCUGUCGUGCGUCCGCUCGUGGGGCGGCGCGCUCUCGUCCAUUACCCACCUGGUGUACGUCUCGUCGAGCGAGGCGCGCUUCCCGGGCGGCGACCUGCACCUGGCGCGCGCGCUGGGGCUGAGCCCGGACGUCCGCCGCGUCAUGCUGGCCUUCACCGGCUGCUCGGGCGGCGUGGCGGGGCUCCGCGUGGCCAAGGGCCUGGCCGAGAGCUGCCCGGGCGCGCGCGUGCUGCUGGCCACCUCCGAGACCACCAUCGUGGGGUUCCGCCCGCCCAGCCCCGACCGCCCCUACGACCUCGUGGGCGUGGCGCUCUUCGGCGACGGCGCGGGCGCCGCCGUCAUCGGCACCGACCCCGCCCCCGCCGAGCGCCCGCUCUUCGAGCUCCACUCGGCGCUCCAGCGCUUCCUCCCGGACACGGAGAGGACCAUCGAGGGCCGGCUGACGGAGGAAGGCAUCAAGUUCCAGCUGGGGCGGGAGCUGCCCCACAUCAUCGAGGCGCACGUGGAGGACUUCUGCCAGAAGCUGAUGAAGGAGCGGCAGAGCGGCGAGGACGCCGACGGUGGCGGCCCCGAGCCGAUGAGCUACGGGGACAUGUUCUGGGCGGUCCACCCCGGCGGGCCGGCCAUCCUAACCAAGAUGGAGGGGCGCCUGGGCCUCGGCGCCGACAAGCUCCGCGCCAGCCGGUGCGCGCUCCGGGACUUCGGCAACGCCAGCAGCAACACCAUCGUGUACGUGCUGGAGAACAUGGUGGAGGACACCCGGCGGAGGAGGCUGCUGGCUGCUGACGACGGUGGAGAGGACUGCGAGUGGGGUCUCAUCCUCGCGUUCGGGCCGGGGAUCACGUUCGAGGGCAUCCUAGCCAGGAACUUGCAGGCAACCGCGCGCGCCUCAGCCCAGCUCUGAUCACCUCUUGCUGUGUUGCUUUUCUGCUUGCUCUGCACCUCUGCUUCCGUGUGAUUGCUGCUUUGAGGGAGAAUGCUGAGCAUCAACAUUGCUCAUGAGCAUCAAUGAAAUAAGGGGCCCCGAAAUUCACUGCUCAUGGAUGGUUUCCGCAA